This is a messenger RNA of Trichomycterus rosablanca, 2832 nucleotides long. It is a transcript of the gene hnrnpk, whose product is annotated as heterogeneous nuclear ribonucleoprotein K. Bases 667 to 1950 code for a protein of 427 amino acids. The record is from RefSeq and is a predicted model, not a curated record. Lineage: Eukaryota; Metazoa; Chordata; Actinopteri; Siluriformes; Trichomycteridae. Gene Ontology annotation, molecular function: mRNA binding. The transcript is spliced from 15 exons. Gene Ontology annotation, biological process: regulation of mRNA splicing, via spliceosome; regulation of transcription by RNA polymerase II. Gene Ontology annotation, cellular component: nucleus; cytoplasm.
UAGGCGGUUUGCGACGCAGUGUGUUUUGAUAUGAUUUUUUUAACGAAUCCGACUGAAUAUUAGCUGCCAGCACCAUCGUCGUUAUUACAGUUUCGAUCUGAAAUGUUUAUUCUAAUUUCUACUUUCCAGGAGGAAAUUUAUUUGAAGUAUUUCACUUCUGGUGCCGUUUUAAUACUGUACACUGUUUAUUAGGGCUUAGCAGUGGGCAGCUAUAUUGUUUGGUGACUCUGUCGUAGCAACAUCUAUAAUCAUUCAUUAGAUUAUUUUGGUGAAAAUAAUUAUUUGAGAGUUUUAAUGUUUUGUAGUUGUUAAGCUUCUCAAACUAGUGAUAUUUGUAGCUGUAUUGUGGUGCAAUAUCGAUCGACCUUAUAACCUGGGCGCAUGGAGAUUGCUAGCUAGAUAGCAAAGAGGUGUGUUGGCCAAGUGCGUGGGGGUGGGUUAGUGAGAACUCAACAUGCAUGCAUGCAUACAUCGAAACUGAUCUUAUUUAUUUUAAAUUACUUUAAUUUUGCGAUUGUUGAGUAAGUAUAUGCAAAGAACAUCAGGCUAGCUUAUUAGAUGUAAAUAAAUAUUGGCAUUUCCCAUCAGCAUAAAUUUUUCUUGCACCUUUUCUUUAUUUGUUUCCCUUUUUUAGAUUCUGAUUAAGAGCAAAUCUUUGAGUUCAUAAUGGACACAGACAGUGAAAUUCAGCAGCUGGAGGAUGAGACUUUUACCAGCUCAGAAAGCAAUGGAAAACGGCCAGCACAGGAUGCCGACGAUGAGCCGACAUAUAAGCGCUCUCGGACAUCCGAUGAAAUUGUGGAACUGCGCGUCUUGCUGCAGAGCAAAAAUGCAGGAGCUGUAAUUGGAAAAGGUGGCAAGCAUAUCAAAGCUUUGCGGUCUGACUACAAUGCCACUGUGUCAGUCCCAGACAGCAGUGGGCCCGAGCGGAUUCUGACCAUUGGUGCAGAUGUUGUAACCAUAGGAGAUAUUCUGUUAAAGAUUAUUCCUACACUAGAAGAGUACCAGCAUCAUGAUGGAUUGGACUUUGAUUGUGAAGUGAGGCUCCUGAUCCAUCAAAGUUUAGCUGGAAGCAUCAUUGGUGUGAAGGGUGCCAAAAUCAAAGAGCUGCGUGAGAACACCCAGACCACUAUCAAGCUUUUCCAGGAGUGCUGUCCUCAGUCAACAGACCGUGUGGUGCUGGUCGGGGGCAAAGCUGACAAGGUUGUGGAGUGUAUUAAGACUAUGCUGGAGCUUAUUUCCGAGGCGCCUAUUAAAGGCCGGGCACAGCCAUAUGACCCCAACUUCUACGAUGAAACGUAUGAUUACGGUGGCUACAGCACAAUGCAUGAUGAGCGUGGCCGGCGGCCAAUGGGAGGCUUUCCCUCGAGGGACCGGUUCGAUCGAAUGCCUCCACGCUCUGGGCCUCGGGGUCACAUGCCUCCUAGAGGCAGAGACUACGAUGACAGUAGCCCACGCCGUGGCUCUCCAUUUCCAAGAGGUGGCAGAGUAGGGUCAAGGCCACCUCGCACUAUGCCAGUGGGACCUCCCCACCACCGUCGGGGUGACGAUUAUUCUUAUGGCUCCAACCGCAGUCACACUGAAGAAAGACGGCAUGGGGAUAGACGAGGCAGGCCUGGGGAUCGCUAUGGUGGUAUGGAUGAUGGUAGUUAUGAAGAUAGCUCAUCCUGGGAUAACUAUCCUUCUGGUGGAAGGAGUGGCUUUGACAUGGACCCUCUCAUUACCACACAAGUGACGAUUCCUAAAGAUCUGGCUGGUUCGAUCAUUGGAAAGGGAGGUCAGAGGAUUAAACAGAUCCGGCGUGAAUCUGGAGCUGCGAUCAAAAUUGACGAACCCCUUGAGGGUGCUGAAGAUCGCAUCAUCACCAUUACUGGCACACAGGACCAGAUUCAGAACGCUCAGUACCUGUUACAGAACAGUGCUCUCCACCUUCUGGGACGUCGCAACUAACCAAGUUCAUCCUCAGUGUCUCGAGACUUCCUGCUCAGUGUAGCUCCUCCAGCUCAUACAUUUGUCCAUUUAUUUGUGGAAUGCUCAUGAAUUCAUCACCACUUCUGCUACAGCAGUUUCUGUUGUGAGAACUCUGUCUGAACCUUUAAACUCAGCAGAGAGAGAUUGAUUGUUUUUGAUCUUUAAACGUUUCAGUUUUGAGUUUUUAAAAAAAAUAAUUGUACUUUUAUUUUGUUGAAGCACAGUUUACAGAAUGAUUGCUUUGUUUGGUUCUGCUUUUCUGUUGGCUUUAUUUUGCAGAAUGAUUUGGAGUUUUCUUCACUCAACAACCUUGAAUUGAUCCUGAAUUUACACACAUCUGUGUUUGUUUGGGUCUUUUUGUAAUUUUAAUAAUCUGAUCACCGUCUCUUACCUAGUUGAAGAAAAAAGAAAAAAUGGUAGUAGGAGAAAAACUGUAAAUAUCAACUUAUUUAGAAGAGUAAGACAAUUGGUCAGCUUUUCCAUACCAUUUCUCUGUGGUGUUGUCAUUGUUCUGAUGUUCCAGGCUGCUGUGAAACCUGGCUAUGUGGGCUUUCUCAUUUGUAUGUUCCCAGUCUAUCUGGGUUUUAAUACCUUGUAUUUAUCCAGUUUACCCAAUUUGCUCGCUCUCCAUUUUCUUAAGUCAAAAAAAGGCUUGCCUGAUUUAUUUUAUUUUAUUUUUUUUAUUUUAUUUUUUAUUUUUUGAGAGGAUGUGGAUGUAAUUUAGAUUGUUUUGUGUUGAGACAGAAAUGUAAUUUUGAGGAUUUUUUUUAUAUAUAUAGACUCAUCUCUGAAGUUCCUUACCCAAAGCAUUUGUAGAGUUUGUCAUUUGAAAUAAAAGGAUAUGCCAGUUUUUUUUAUCAA